AAGCACAGUAUUGUUCAAGAAUCCCAGCCGACAACUGGUUGGACACCGAAUUUGUAUCAUAUGGAAGACCUGAGCAGCCUCUCACAUCUAUGUUUUUCGGCCACAAGUUCCUAACAGUCAAAUUGUACCAGCACUCUUCGGUUGAGGUGAGAGAGGAAACGUGAUGAGCACAAAAAUGGCAGAACCCCAGAAGCAAAGCCAUUUCAUUCUAGUCCAUGGAGCAUGCCACGGUGCUUGGAGCUGGUACAAGGUCAAACCGCUGCUGGAGUCCGCCGGUCACCGGGUCACGGCACUCGAUCUUGCCGCAUCAGGCAUCAACAUGAAAGCAAUCCAAGACGUUCAUACGAUGCAUCAGUAUACCGAGCCCUUGUUGGAGAUUUUAGCUGCUCUGCCCUCCGGUGAAAAGGUCAUCCUUGUGGGGCACAGCCUUGGAGGCGUGAAUUUGGCCCUGGCCAUGGAUAAGUUCCCGGAAAAGAUCUCCGUCGGCGUUUUCAUGGCAGCUUUCUUGCCAGAUACCUCUCAUCGGCCAUCAUAUGUCUUGGAUCAGGAUCUAGAGCUGGCCAAGGCAUUGAUCAGGCCAGGAUCGUUGUUCAUUGAAGAUUUGGCCAAGUCUAAAGAAUUGUCUAAUGAGGGAUACGGAUCUGUGAGACGGGUCUAUAUUGUGUGCAAUGAGGACAAAGGGAUUCCGGAGGACCUCCAACGUUGGAUGAUCCAAAAUUUUGCUGUUGAUGAUGUGGUGGAGAUUAAGGAUGCAGAUCACAUGGCGAUGCUUUCCAAACCACAUCAACUUUCCCAACAUCUCUUGGAGAUAGCGCGCAAAUAUGAUUAGUUUUCAUUUUCUCGUAUUUCAUUUUAAUGGGUCAUGUAAAACCCUUUAAAAUAAUCUUUCUGAUGUUAAAGUACGCAAUGUGCUGGUGUUGUUGUUAUUUGGACUCGGAAGUGUUGUCUUUGCUUUGCUAGGACCACGUGAAACUCGUGGUCGAUGUUUUAAAGGAAUAAUGCGCUCUUGUUUCCAUCAUGCCAUGAAAAAUGAAAUUUGAUCAAUAUAUUUCUAUCUUAUUUUACAAUGCAUCUCAAAAAUAUUUAUUAAGCAUAUUUGUCUGCAAUUUCCUGGAGGCAAGAGCAGAGCUCCAGCGGUUUGGAAAACAUAACCAUGUGAUCAGAGCCAGCAAUAACCUUUACCUCAUCUGUUGGGUUUCUUUCAAUAAUCCACCUUUGAAAGUCUUCUUUUAUGACCUUGUCCUGGUCACAGAUGAUGUACACCCGAUGCACAGAUCCAUAUUUCUCCUUGGUGAGGAAUGCUUCAUUUGGAAGCGCUGCCUCGUUAUUAUAG
This is a messenger RNA of Rubroshorea leprosula, 1333 nucleotides long. NCBI's taxonomy places the organism in Eukaryota, Viridiplantae, Streptophyta, Magnoliopsida, Malvales, Dipterocarpaceae. The record is from the annotation of a GenBank genome assembly.